Molecule: messenger RNA, 566 nt
Organism: Etheostoma cragini (Arkansas darter)
Lineage: Eukaryota; Metazoa; Chordata; Actinopteri; Perciformes; Percidae
Exons: 3
Coding region: 1-288 (95 amino acids)
Biological process (GO): cell adhesion; tissue regeneration
Cellular component (GO): membrane
Source: RefSeq, a predicted model, not a curated record
AUGGAUCAGGGAGGCUUUUCACGUAGCUCAUUAAGUCGUGUCGUUGUGUCGUUGUGCGACUGUGUGCCAGCAGUGAAGUGUGAUCUGAACGACGAGAGUAAACACGUCACGUUGAACCGGAUGAACAACGUAGCGACUGUGCUCGUCUUGUUCACCGUCCUCAUUAACGUCUUCAUCACAGCGCUGGGGCAUGAGGAAGAUGCUGUCAGGUCAUCAGGGUCUCCAGUGAUGUCAGAGCCUCCGCUCCCACCUCUGCCUACUGACCUGGACAUGGCUGUUGGCCUUUAGACCGUCAAAAUAAGAUCUCAAAGCCUCGAGAUCUAAAGGGUUAUAGCAGGACAGCAGUCUUUUCUUAACAUCUGUAUCGGCUCCUUGCAGUGAAGGAGAGCGAGUCCUGGACUCAGACUCAAGUUGCUAUUCUCUGGACUCGUGACUCGAUUUGGACUCGUACACCUAUGACUUAGACCUGGACUUAAGGAUUUAGGAAAUUGGGCUUGAGCAUUCAUGAAAUCGGAAGUUGGAUGAAGUUUCUGACAACUUGUAUUUGUCAUAGGCAGUGAUGGAGU